Molecule: messenger RNA, 660 nt
Organism: Seminavis robusta
Lineage: Eukaryota; Bacillariophyta; Bacillariophyceae; Naviculales; Naviculaceae
Source: the annotation of a GenBank genome assembly
AUGAAGUUGUUGAAUCUCUUCCACACUAAGAGCAACCGUUGCAAAGAGGCUGCCAUUGAAUCCGACGUUGCGACAGUCCGGGAGUCUGUGUCCAGCCACAGCCACAGCACUCGCACAAGCAGUCACAAAAAGGACAAAUCCAAGAGAAAAAAGAAAACCACACCUGUGGAUGUAGUGAUAGAAGAAUACCACACACCCAAUGAAAAAAUCAUCAGUGCCUUUCUCCAGGCACUCAAUGACCACGCUGACGAGGAGCGCCUCCUCCGAUUCUUUGCAUCCGACCAAGUCAUGGCAAGGUUUGAGGAUACCCCUGGUUUCCCAGUAUCCGUGUUUGUUGCCGAGUUGCAAAAGUUCUUUAAAAGCUUUCCAGAUAUCAAGUUUUCGUGGGACUUUAUCAAGGAGGAAAAGAGUGGACAGGUGCUUGUGGAAGAGUUGCUCGUCAAGGGGACGCACAGUGGGGAGCCCUAUGCGUUUGCCAACUUCCCACCAGUACCCGCCAAGGGAAAGCAUUGUGCCAUGGAUCCAGAGCGAUUCUGGUACACCUUGAAAGAUGGGAAAAUCACUUCUGUGGAUAUCAUUGCAUUGGGAAGCAAAAGUGGACUUCCUGGUUUCUACAUGGAAGUGGGUGGGAAAAUGGACAUGCCUCAAGGCAAUGAAUGA